UCGGGUGGCCCGAGGUGGCAGGGCUGUUGGGUCGAAAGCAGCGCAGUGCGGCUCAGCCCGGCCCCGGGAUGGCGUCCCCGCGGGAAUUGACCCAGAACCCCCUGAAGAAGAUCUGGAUGCCGUACAGCAAUGGGCGGCCCGCUCUGCAUGCCUGCCCGCGCGGGGUUUGCAUGACCAACUGCCCCACACUCAUUGUCAUGGUGGGCCUGCCUGCCAGGGGCAAGACCUACAUCUCCAAGAAGCUGACCCGCUACCUGAACUGGAUCGGUGUGCCCACGCGGGAAUUCAACGUUGGCCAGUAUCGCCGGGACAUGGUCAAGACAUAUAAAUCUUUUGAGUUUUUCCUCCCGGACAAUGAAGAAGGCCUAAAAAUCAGGAAGCAGUGUGCCCUGGCAGCCCUUUGUGACGUCCGUCGGUUCCUUAGUGAGGAGGGGGGACAUGUGGCGGUUUUCGAUGCAACAAAUACCACCAGGGAACGGAGAGAGACCAUCUUUAAUUUUGGAGAACAGAAUGGCUACAAGACCUUUUUUGUUGAGUCCGUCUGUGUGGAUCCUGAGGUCAUAGCCGCCAACAUUGUCCAAGUAAAACUGGGCAGCCCUGACUACAUUGACUGUGACAGUGACGAGGCCACAGAGGAUUUCAUGCGGCGCAUCGAGUGCUAUCAGAACUCGUAUGAGUCGCUGGAUGAGGACCUGGACAGGGAUCUCUCCUACAUCAAGAUCAUGGACGUGGGGCAGAGCUACGUGGUGAACCGGGUGGCUGACCACAUCCAGAGCCGCAUCGUGUAUUACCUCAUGAACAUCCACGUCACGCCCCGCUGUAUCUACCUCUGCCGGCACGGGGAGAGUGAGCUCAACCUCAAGGGCCGGAUUGGUGGGGACACAGGACUGUCCCCCCGGGGCAGGGAGUUUGCCAAGAGUCUGGCCCAGUUCAUCAGUGACCAGAACAUCAAGGACCUGAAGGUCUGGACGAGCCAAAUGAAGAGGACGAUCCAGACAGCCGAGGCGCUGGGUGUGCCCUACGAGCAGUGGAAGGUUCUCAACGAGAUAGACGCGGGCGUCUGUGAGGAAAUGACCUAUGAGGAAAUUCAAGAUCAUUAUCCGCUGGAGUUUGCCCUGCGGGACCAGGACAAGUACCGGUACCGGUACCCCAAGGGGGAGUCUUACGAGGACCUGGUCCAGCGACUGGAGCCCGUCAUUAUGGAGCUGGAGCGGCAGGAGAACGUGUUGGUCAUCUGCCACCAGGCUGUGAUGCGCUGCCUCCUGGCCUACUUUCUUGACAAGACAGCAGAACAGCUGCCCUACCUCAAAUGUCCACUGCACACGGUCCUGAAGCUGACCCCCAUGGCUUAUGGUUGUAAGAUGGAGUCCAUAUUCCUGAAUGUGGCCGCUGUGAACACACACCGGGAUCGGCCUCAGAAUGUAGACAUCUCAAGGCCACCAGAGGAAGCCCUCGUCACAGUCCCUGCUCACCAGUGACCAUGUCUUGUCCACUGCGACUCCUGGGCAGGUGUUGAUCUCUGCAGACCGGGUCAUUCCAGCCCCCCCCCACCGGUCGCAUUGGUCACCACGCAGGAGUGCCCUCAGUGCCGCACGGGGCUGGUGGCACCCCAGCCCGCCUGCCUCCUUGUUGACUGUGAUGGGGCUGUACAGGGUGCCUGACCUGCUGCUAAGAACCACGCCACCAGACCAUGGCAGCCGCGGGCUGGUGAGAGGUUUCCCAGUGCCUGGUCCUGUUGCAUCUUGAAGGUGUCCUCUCUCACCGGCUCAGGUUGGCUUUGUGAAGUGUGAAACCCUAAAAUGUGAAAUGGAAGGUGCUUGUUGUGAUGUUUCCACUGGGGCCAAGCUGCUUGGGGUGGACUGGCAACCCCUGCAGGGCUCUGCUGUCCUCUCGGCAGCCACUUCCCAAGCCAGAGGUGAGGUCUUCAUGGGAUCCUGAGCUGCUGCCUCGAGUGAGAUGGAGAGCCCCUUCCCAUCCUUCCGCUCCAGGAACUGCAGGGCUUCAGCCAAGGCAGACGCCUCCAGGGACUGCCGUGACCAGGCCCCUGUGUCCAUGUCAUCGGUGUUUGUGGGCAUUCAUGAAAGCAGCGUGUGCACUUCAUCACGUGGCAGUGCACAGAAACGCACAGGGGGCAGGCAUUUGUGACCGCCCCUUCCCAAGUCUGCAUGCACUGAAAUAUUUGGGGGCGCUGGUAGCCAAGGCCGCUCCUUCCCAACUGCUCUUGUGGUGGAGCCACAUAAAGAUGGGGCAUCUGUUUAUGCGUUACCCUUCCUGGUGCACACACCCAAGUGCUCAAGGGAGGGCUGCCGUCUGAUCUCCCCUUCCCGGGUGGUGCUCACACAGCAGCAGGGAGGCGGCAGCCCCUGGCAUGUUGCUAACUGUGUCUACCCUGGAAUGGGCACUGGUGGCAGAAAUAAACAUUUGCUGUGAAUUAUUCA
Messenger RNA from Choloepus didactylus (southern two-toed sloth), 2438 nucleotides. It is a transcript of the gene PFKFB4, whose product is annotated as 6-phosphofructo-2-kinase/fructose-2,6-biphosphatase 4. The record is from RefSeq and is a predicted model, not a curated record. Gene Ontology annotation, biological process: fructose 2,6-bisphosphate metabolic process; fructose metabolic process. Gene Ontology annotation, cellular component: cytosol. The coding region runs from base 69 to 1478 and encodes 469 amino acids. Gene Ontology annotation, molecular function: fructose-2,6-bisphosphate 2-phosphatase activity; 6-phosphofructo-2-kinase activity; ATP binding. Lineage: Eukaryota; Metazoa; Chordata; Mammalia; Pilosa; Megalonychidae. The transcript has 14 exons.